This is a messenger RNA of Marmota flaviventris (yellow-bellied marmot), 10750 nucleotides long. It is a transcript of the gene Fancc, whose product is annotated as FA complementation group C. Gene Ontology annotation, cellular component: Fanconi anaemia nuclear complex. NCBI's taxonomy places the organism in Eukaryota, Metazoa, Chordata, Mammalia, Rodentia, Sciuridae. The record is from RefSeq and is a predicted model, not a curated record. Gene Ontology annotation, biological process: interstrand cross-link repair; cellular response to oxidative stress; nucleotide-excision repair.
ACCACUCCCAGUGAAGUCUCUCUUGAAAUGAGAUUCCUGAGUGUCACCUCUGCCCCAGGAAGAGCAAGAGUCUGUGAAAGCUGCACCUGUGGAAGAGCCUCCCUUCUGGCCACCCUGCUUCCCAUGAGGAGACACUGGCUGGGUGGGGGCCCUGGAGUCCACUGACCCAGCUCCCCUGUAGCAUGUGGUCCCUGUAGACCCCCUGUGCUUUCUAACCUGAACUUCAGGGGUAGGAAGGCAGACUCAGGGGAGUCUGAGCUUCCAACACUGGAAGCUGUGGGAGAGGGGUCAUGAGCAGAACAGCAUGCCACAUGGCACUGCCACCACCAUUCCAGCCUUGUGUCUUUCCUGGAGUGUCACAGCUUCCAUUUGUCCUUCUCCAAUUCAUUCUCCGCACAGAUCCCACGUGUGCUCAGUCCCUUCAGUGCUGGCAGGCUGCUGUGGAGCGACGUCCAUUCCCUCUUUCUGACAUGGCCCAGGAGUCUGGAGACCUGGCGUCUGACUGUCAGUUCUGGCUGCAGAAGCUCUCUGGGUGGGACCAGGCCUGCACUCUGGAGACCCAGCAGGACACCUGUCUUCACCUUCCUCGGUUCCAGGAAUUCCUGAGACAGAUAUAUGAAGCCCUGAAAGAGGCGGAUCCUACUACGAUCAUGGAAAGAUUCCCCACAAUCCGUCAACUGUUAACAAAAACCUGCCAGAAUCCUUUUAUCUUAGCAUAUGAUGAAAGCCAGAAAAUUGUAAUAUGGUGCUUAUGUAGUCUGAUUAACAAAGAACCACAGAGUUCUGCAGAAUCAAGACUUAACUCCUGGGUUCGGGGUUUGUUAUUGCAUAUACUUUCAGCAUUCAGAUUUGAUGUAAAAGAAGUUGGCCCUUUCACUCAGUGUCUUGGGUACGAGCCUGCGGAUUACUAUCCUGGUUUGCUUAAAAAUAUGGUGGCAUCAUUAGUGUCUGAGCUCAGGGAGGAUCAUCUUAAUGGAUCGAACACUCAAAGACGGAUGGCUCCUGAGCGUUUGAUGUCCCUGUCACGCAUCUGUGUCCCUCUUGUUACUCUGCCUGAUUGUCAACCCCUGGUGGAGGCCCUGCUCACCUACCAUGGCCAAGGGCCUCAGGAGGUCCUCUGGCCCGAGCUCUUUGAAGCCAUCAACGAGGCCUUUUUGCUGAAGAAGAUCUCUCUCCCCGUGGCGGCUGUCACCAGCCUAUGGCUUCGGCACCUUCCCAGCCUUGAAAGAGCAGUGCUAUGUCUUUUUGAAAAGCUCGUCUCCAGUGAGAGGCAUCGUCUGAGAGAGAUCGAGUGCUUUGUCAAAGAUUCGUUACUGCCUCAAGCAGCCUGCCACCCGGCUGUGUUCAGAAUUGUCGAUGAGAUGUUCAGGUGUGCACUCCUGGAGACGGAUGGAGCCCCGGAAGUCCUGGCUGCUCUUCAGGUGUUUACACGGUGCUUCCUGGAAGCUCGGGACAAGGAAAACAAGCAGCUGAGGUUUGCGUUCAAGGCCUACUUUCCUCACGCCCCUGCGUCUCUUGCCACAGUGCUGUCGCAACUUCCCGAAGGUCUCCCCCAGGGACGCUGGCUCCAGCGACUGCAGCUCAUCUCCCAGCAGCUCAGAGAGGCCGUGGAAAACCAGCCCCAGGGAUCCCGUGGGGGGCCCCUGCGGAGCUGGUUUCUGCUCGCCCACUUUGGAGGAUGGGCUGACGUGGCCGCCGAGCAGUUACUGAGGUCGGACAUGGACCCGCCUGCAGCCUUGCUGUGGUUCCUGGCCUUCUACCACGGCCCUCAGGAGGGGGCCCAGCAGAGAGCACGGACCAUGGUGCAGGCUGAGGCCGUGCUCCGCCGCCUCCGUGAGCUGUCGGGAAGCGCCUGCCUCUCGGCCAGGGAUCUGCAGGCUUUGGGGGAGAGCAGCCCGGGGGACCCCAGAUCGCCUGCGUGCACCCAGCUCAUCAGGCAGCUCCUCCUCACCUUCCUGCUCUGGGCUCCCAGAGGCCACACCGUCGUCCGGGAAGCCACGGCCUUUAUGGCCCCCACCCAUGACGUCACCCAGGAGGUUAUUGGCUUUCUGGACCAGACCUUGUACAGAUGGGACCAGCUGGACACGGGAGCCUCUGGGCCAGGAGCACUGGCCAGGGCACUCCUUCAAGAGCUGCGAGCGCAAGUCUAGCGGGGACGCAGGCCCUGAGGCGCCGUGGGCCGGGUGCCAUCUGCCGAGGCUGGGCCCCGUCUGUGGAGCGCUCUCUUGAGCUUAGAGACUGAGCCAUCGCCAUCUCGGGAUGGUCGGUAGCACGUAGGACAAAAUGAGAAGCCGUGUGCUUGACCAUACUUGGCCCCUGUACCCACAAGUGACCCAGAGGCCUGCCCAGCCCAGGACACCAUCCAGGGACCUCAGCAGGAUGGGCUGUUCCAUUUCUGGUCCUUCAAGCGAGAUGUGGGACUUUUUUUUUUUUUUUUAAUGAUUCAAAGUCUUUAGACGAAAAUCCAGUCAACUUGGCCUUGGUCUGAAGCUUGGCCUCUUCUCCAAGGUGCUUCCCAGGGCUCAGGCUGCUGUUCCCUGGGACCUGAGAAAGGUCAUGGACUCUGGCUCCCUGGCAUUCUUCCUCUAGGAGUGGACCCCUCAGGUUUCCCCCAGGGCCCCCUGACCAGCCCAGGGGAAAGCCGCUCACCAUGGGGGGUCCCUGGUGCUGAGCAGAGGAGCACAUGGCGCAGGGAGCCGGCCUGGCCCAGGGUCUCGGCCCUGGGUCAAUGCUGCCUGCCACCAAAGGGCUCCUGCUACUACACAAGGGUCCACAGUGGCCCUGGAUGCAACAGGAGAGGGUGACACUGCACCAAAACAAGAAUUGGGUCCUAACAGAACCAGCGGCCCUGAGUCAGUGUCCCUCAGUUGAGGACGUGGUUCAGCCUCAUUGUGCCUUGCACUGCCCUUGGCUCUGCUGUGGAGGUCUGGAGUGACCCGGGGCCCCCUCUCGCCCUCUGGUUUAUGUGAUGGACGUCUUUGGGUCUUGCUCCUUUGAGGUGUGAGGUUUUGUGGGGUUGGAAGUUCACCUUUAGGGGAAUCACGCUGCUGAAUGAGCCAGCCCCAGGCCCUGGGGCCUGGGCCUUUCUGCUGGGGAACGUCUUGGUGUGGACAUCAGGGUCACUGUGGUGUAAAGGUUCCUCAGAGUGCACAGUGGCCCUGGAAGGAGGGCUCCCUCCUGUGCUGACUCUGAACCAGAGCCUGGGGACCUGCCCUGGGACCUGGGGUCAGCCCCUGUGGACGUGACGAGAGGCUGGAUUUGGUGGCAGCACGUGACCCCAACAGGAGGGGCCCCGGAGGCAGAGCCCCCGUGUGGGUGGGCUCCAGAGGAAAAUGCAGAGCGUCCUCCUCACCGCCAAGUCCCCAGUCGCCCUCCCUGCUCCCAAGUUCCCUGCGAUCCCACCUGACCCUGUGCCCCGCAGUCUCACAGCAAACAAUAAAGCCAGGUGCUUUUCCAGCUCAGGUCCCAGCCACGUUCCUGGAAGGUCUCCUGACUUUUCUGUGCCCUGUUGGUAGAGUCUCCAUCCUUGACUCGGUGCCCUGGGCACAAGAGCUGGCACCUUCCUCCUGGUGCCGACCAGCUGUGGUCCAGUGAGCCCCGGCCUGGUGGGGACUCCUGCAGAAAGGCAGGGCUGGUCUUGUGACUGAUGCUUCCCCUGUGCCCUUUCCCAUGCCCAUAAAGGUACCCAGGGGGAGGUGUUCCAAGGUGGGAACAGGGCAGCUAAGGCCACAGCCCCAGGGACGCUGUACAGCCUCGCCCAGCAGCUCCCACAUCCAUAGGGACCCCAGGCUGCCGGCCACCUGCUCUGCUGCAGAGAGGGAGCAGGUGUCCGGGGCAGCCACUGCUGCUGGCGGGCCACCCCCGGCAUGGCAGAGAAUCAGGCCCCCGAGGGUUGUCUGGCUGACCCUCCGUCCUCUUCCAGCUGCCUUAGGUUCUAGGGAGGCUGGACGUGGGGUUCUUCUAGUUUUUUCAAAGUGGGGGUGCAGCUAAAGGUGCACUUGGUGAGAACACGCGUCAGGCAGAGGCCGCAGGCGGGUCCCCGGGCCACAUGGCGCCAGCCCCAGCCCUGCUGGCAGUGCACCUAUCUGUCGGGGGUCUAAGCCCCCACUCGGCGUCCCACUGAGGUGCCUUCAGCAAGGACGACAAUGGGGACCCUAGACACGGGCAGCCCAGGGGCUGGUCCUGGUGUGGAACUCGCUGACCUUCUCCAGCGUUUCUCCUGGGGCUGCGAGGAGGAGGCUGUCCCCACGCCUUCCUGACAGCAUCCAGCGCCUGCCUGGCCGCCAGCACCCAGAGCCCCCUGCCCGGGGCAGAACCUGCCACAAAGAAGUGGCCACGACUGGGCACGUCUUCAUCCCAAACAGGCAGCUUGCACUGAACCUUUGAUGCAUUGAAUGUUUUAAUUUGUCCCUUAACCACCCCCUUCCCCCUGACUGUGGAAGCUUCAUGUCGCAAAACCCAGCUCUGACCCUGAAAAGACUGACCGUGGUCACCCUCGGGCCAGGAGCGGCCACCGAGAGGGUGCUGUCCUCUCUGGAAGCCAUGCGUAGCGUGAGUGGGACCGUCUCAUUCACCGUCCUCCCCCCUCCCAGGCCGGCAGGGCUAUGGGGCCGUGUGCCCUGCUCCUCUCGGUUCAGACUCGUGUCCUUUGCCCUCCUGCUCCUCGGAGUCAGGACGAUGGCCUCGGCCGGCUCCAUUCAGGCCUCCACGUGGCAGCCCGUGCUGCUCUGGGUUUGCUGCCACCCAGCAGCCUCGCUCAGCCUUCUGGGUGACCGUGUCCUGGCACAGGAGCUGGGGCCUGGGACCACGGCAAGGAAGCGUCCACGGGUGCAGAUGGCCGUGGAUGGGACCCAGCUCCGGAGGAGCCUCCUGCCUGAGCACUGGCUGCUGCUCUCUGGGCCUGUGUAGCCCUCGCUGCCCGGGUCUGACUAACUGGCGGCCACAGGUGCUUGGCAGCCUGGUAGCUUUUGGUUGCUGGGACCGAGAUUCCCGACGAGGGCAGCCUGGAGGAAAGGCCAGGUGGGCCGGCCAGGCUGCUCGGGCCUGGGCUGAGGCAGAACGUCAUGGCCAGGGGCGUGGUGGCGGACGGCUGCGCAGCCUGUGGUCGCCAGAAAGCAGAGUGGGCGUGAGGAGCCAGGGUCACCAGGCACCACCCCCAAUGGCCUGCCUCCUCAGCCAGGCCCCUGCCCACUGCCGUGCUGUACUGUCCUCCUGUAAAGCAGGCUUCACCCCGAGCUCCCACACUGACCGUCCUGAGCGUGCUGGGGACACUUCAUACCCAAACAACGGGCAGAAGUAAGAGCCAGCCAGGGGCAGGGGGAGGCCAACACUGCUGCUGGGGUGGGGUGCCCGCAGGGAGCUGGAGGGUCCCCGGAGCAGUGGGAUCCCUGGGGAGAGCCUGCAGAGGGCAGCCAAGCCCAGGACGGCUGAGAUGGCCGCCCUGAGCCCUGGAGGGCAACACUGGGGCUCUGCCCGGGGAGGAUGGCGGUGAGGAAUGUGCUCCUGAUUUGACAAGGAAUCCUGCGUCCCAAGGAAGAAGGCACAGAUGCCACAGAGCCGCUGUUUGCCUUGCUCUCCUCCCAGCCUGUCACCGUCCCCCUCCACCAGGUGCUGGGAGGGCCCCGUCCUCCCCUGGACCCUGGACCCUAACAUGGAGUCGGUGGGUCUGCGUUAAGAAUUCUAGGUUAUCAACCAUCAUGAACCGUUUCACAACCGAAGAACCCAAGAUAAACUGGGUCAGCUUUGUGUCACUGUGACAGAAGUACCCCCAAGAGCAACCUGGAGGAGGAGGGUCAGUGGGGCUUGGGGUUCCGAGGUUCAGUCCGAGGUUGGCGAACUCCGCUGCUCUGGGCCCCGGCCAGGCGGAGCGCAUGGAGGAAGGGUGUGGCCGGAGCUCUGCAGCCAGAGAGCAAGGGGAAGGGGCCACCGGGAGGAGGCCCCCUGCCAGGGCUCCCCCAGGGACUGCCCCAGCUGCCACCCAGUGGGCCACUCAGACGAGGGUGGACGGCCCAGGAGCGCCCCCUGAGCACUCCUGCCGGGCAGCCAUCUGCAGGGCCACCUCCUAUCGGACGUGGCAGAGCGUGCCAAGUCUUGGCCUCCUAGACUCGGGGCCCAGGUCUGCUUAUACCACGGAUCCAGGUCACCACCCUCAUCAAGAGACUCGCAACGAAGCACCUCACGCGUGGACCCCCUCCCGGGCGGUCACCGUGGCCUAUGGUACUUCGCGGUUUGGGAAGGAAACAGAUCCGUGAAUUUUCUCGCCCCACCGCCCAGAACUGGGGUUGGACCCAGGGUCACCCUCCACUGAGCUGCGCCUCUGGCCCAGGAUCCUGCUAAAUUACCCGGCUGACCCUGAACUUGGGAUCUUCCUGCUUCAGCCUCCAGCCUAGCCGGGACUGUAGCCCUGACUUGAAAAUGGUCGUCUGGACUUUUCUGUAGCGGUGGGUGGCCUCCUAAACCAGUGCAGGAUACUCCCCGGCCUCUGGUGAUGGACAGCAGCCAGGACUCUUGGCUGUAAGCAACAGAAACAGGCACUGGAUGGGAGAGGGGGCCAAGAUGGCUGGCCAGCGCCACAGCGGGCUGGUGGUGACGCCCUGCAGCCUCCACUGGCCGUCCAGGCUCACGGCCCUGGAAUGGGCUCUCUUUGCGCCCACUCCUCUCAGAGCACGACUGUGGGACUCCUGGUGACACUGGGGCCUGCACUGCAGCCGUGAGGGGGGCUGGGCACGCAGGUUUAUCCAGCUGCCCCGGUGUCACUCGGUGCCUCUGAAGAUGUGGCCCACACUUUGGAAGGCAGAUGCCACAGUACCCUUCUAGACUGCCCGUGGCCAGUCCUCAGCCCAGCGGUCCACGACACAAGAUCAGGCAGCGGGGCUGGGCAGGAAGCUGCCCGCAGUGUCCAUGGCUGUCUCCAGAACAUGGCUCCGUUCGCCUCUGAACCCAAUGGUCCUGGGCGGCUGUCCUGAGCACUGCAGGACCGUCAACAGGAGCCUGGCCUCCCCUGCCCGGUGCUGGGUGCACCCCUCCCCAACACGGUGACAAGCCAAGCUUUGUCCAGACGUUGCCAAGUCCCCUUCCAGCUGCGGACCACUGCUGUAAGUGGGGGGCUCCUUCCUUUGGAACGACAUCCAGGACGUAAACACCAGCUGCUGUGGACAGGACAUCAACUCUAACGGAUCCUCAUGGGAACUGAGCAGUCUGACUCCCAAAUGCAUGUGAAAAAGCGACCCUCAACAUCAGGGCACUGUCCGCACACACCACAGUUCCAUGUGGAGGCAGAUGACCAGCUCAGAGCCUCGCGGGGACCCCACCACCCUGCGAUGGGGACUGGUCUUUGCAGAGGCUUGGCCACGUUCUGUAGUUACCCUUGAUUCCCCCCUUCACCCCACAUCCAAUGGAGGCAGCCCCUGACCCUGACUGUGGCUCACCCACCACUGCGGACCCCCUCGGUCUUGGACGGGACUCCUUCUCGUGCCCAGCAAACACCGAGGAGUGUCACAGGAGUGUGCGAACGUGGCCAGGCACUGCCAUCAACAGGGAAAGGAUGGUGGACAUGACGCUGGGUCUCCACCUCCUAGACCCAGGGCACUGAAGGCACUGGACUUUCUCCACCCAAGGCCUCACUGGAGGCCACUGGGCCUCUGUCUUCUCCAGAGAAGGCUCUUGCGGAUCUGCCUGGGGAGAGGAGGGAAGUCCUGGGGUGGCAGCUGCGCUCUGGGCAGGUGGUGUGCUGCCCGGUAAAUGCAAACUUGGUUCACAGCUAGGUGGAGCUCCCUGGCCUCUCCCCUAGAGCUCCUGCCACAACCCGCCCUGCUCAUUCCUGUCCCGGGCAAGUUCAGCGACUUUCAAAGACUUUCAAGUCCUGCAGGGGCAAGCGCUUCUCUGCACCUCACCUGCAGCUCCCUCCCCUGUCUGGGCCCCAAAGGUUGAAGGGCGCGUCCAUGCACCCUGCAAAGCCAGAAGCCACAGGAGAGACGGACACGCUAGCCGAAUCCCACACACAGAGGACACCCUGGGGGAGACAUCCACAAGGCAAGUCCAGCAGCCAGUUCUAACUUGUGGACCUCUUCUACACAUCUAAGGAGGCACUAACCAGAGAGAAUCGGGAAGGGACACAAACACUGAGGAGGUGGGUCACAGGAGCUGCCCUGGAGAGGUGUGUCUUCCCUGCAACCCCUUCCCCAAACCCUCUGCUCCCUGGCCAUCAUGCACAUGCAACCCCUCGCCCUCCCACCAUGAUGCCCAGAGCAACGGAGCUGGCCCCCGUGGACUGAGUCUCUGCAACUGUGAGCCCAAACACACUCCUCGUCUAGGUUGGUCUAGUUGGUAUUUUGGUCAAUGCAGAGCUAACACAGCUGUCCACGCAGCGUUCCCUGUGUCAGGCAUGGCAAGCUGUCUGGAGAGGCGUUCAGGGGCACAGGCCACAUGCAGGGACACCCCUUCACACAAGGACUGGACCGUCCUGGGAUUUGGGUGUCCUGGAACCAGUGCCCCAGGCACCGAGGGCGGCUGCACUGUGCUCCCUUGGGUGUGUUUCCUGGAGGGUGACUGACGGUACCUUGGCUGGGGACACGGGGAUCAGUACCCUCACAGUGGUGGGCUUGGGGAAGGGACCAGGAGACAGGGAGGAAACUUCCUUUAUGUCUGUAUAUUGUUUCUAUUUCUUUGCAUGUUUGAUCUGUAAGAAAAAGAGCUGUGACCGGCACACGGAGGUCCCCGUCUGUCCUGGGCUGGCUGCUGUUGGUGCUCUGGGGAGUGGGUCUGUGUCCCUGGUGCUGCUCCUUGAGUCCCUGCUCCGGGAACGCGUGUUCUAGCACUGGACAGAGAACCUUCUAGGAACGACCUGCUCCGUGGCUGGAUCCUCGUGCCCUGGGACUGAGGCUUCGUGGAGGAGCGUAUGGGGCCCUGACCCACCACCACUGUGUCCGCCCAGCCUCUGGCGCUGGCCCCUUCCCUGCUCUCCACGUGGGCCUCUGCCUGCAGGUGUGCUGGACCCACCGUCUCUGCAGUCACUAAAACACAAAAUCAGGACAUACCAUUCUUUCCUGAGACUGUCUUUUCUUUACAACUUGACAUGAGUGCAGGUGUCCAGCCCACUGACCAACAGUUAAAUGGACUCCCUCCUCACCUCCCUUGGCCCCAACUCCCAUCUUCUGAAGCGUCCCCCGCAGACCUAACUGCCCUGAGCGUCCCCAGAGACCUGAGUGCUGCAGUCAAGGUGAGGAGCAGGUGUGCCAGCCACGUCCUCAAUGCUGCCUCGAGAGGCCCGGUGUCCAGGGGACCUCGUGGAUGCACCCUCCCUCUCCCAGAGGCCUGCUCUGCCAGACCCAGUGUGCGGGGGAGGGCUGCCGGGUGGAAGAGGGCCUCUGGAACCCGGGCUCUGGGCCUGGCCACCUCCCCACAGGCAAGAACACCUGCAGGGCUGGCCACGGCCACAGACCCAGUGCCCCGAGGCCCGGCUGAGGACACUACAGGUGAAGGGCAUAGAGCAGCUGAAGAAAGCAGAGGCCUGGCUGGGGUGUCCUGAGGACGCCACAGAUGAGCUGCCUGAGGGCGGCUCCGUGUCCCUGUGCCUGGGCCCUUGUCUCCCAGGCAGGCAGCCUGCCAGGGGAAACGGGACGGACAGUCUGCCCGAGGGCACCCAGGACCUGGCAGUGGCCACAGUGUCUGGCCGUGUCUCCAGAGCAGUGGUCCCAUCCGAGAGUCCUUGGGUCCGAGGAGCCAAAGCCCUGCACUGGCCAUGUCAGCUGCUCGGUACUGACCAGACCUGGCCUGUGGGCUGCCUGGAGAGGAGGCCACAGCGCCCCGUCGCCCACGUCACCUGGCCUCGUUGUCUCCCAGCACUAACGUGCCAUCGCCAGCUGCAAGGCCACACCUCAGUGACCACGCACCCCAGCCUCUCUCCUGGGCCUAGUACAAAACAAGAGGGGGUUUGAACCGGGGCUCGGCCCCUGCCAGGGUGCCCAGGAGACCCCGUCCUGAAGCCCUCCCAGCUGAAUGGCCACUGCUUCCCCCAGGAGGCCCUGGGCCUCACCUUCCACAGUGUCCUGCUGGUCAGCUGGAACAAACUCCUCGCUGGCCAUCAAUCUCCCAGACAGCCCCGAGGGUGGGAAAGACCCAUAAAGCUCACACUUGAAUAGUGCCCACCAGGCCCUUCCCCUUGUAAACCCCACAACCCAGCUGGAGGGCCAUGGUCAUUGUGCACAGUGACAGUGACCAGGAGGGGUGGAGGCCCUGCCCCCCACCGAGCUCGGCCUCUGGGAACUGCCCUGGGAGGCCCCCGCAGCCCACCGGGACCCCACCCCCACUCCCAGACGUCUGGCACCUGACCUUGGGCCUGGGCGGCUCUCAGUGCUCUCAGCUUGGUGUCCCCACCUGUGGAGUCCUCCUGUGGGUGGCCCUCGCAGCAGGGCCUGAGAUAGUCCACCAGAACAUCCCAAGGCUGGCUCCCCACAAAGCCACCGUGCUCUGAAGCCAGAGUUCCUUCUGGGGACCAGUGUGACAGGCCCCGCCCGCCCACAGCCGAGCACCCAGGCUGUGUGGAAGGUGCAUGUGGAAGGUGCUGCCGGGUCAGAGGAGCCUUGUUCACAGGCUGACCCCGUCCAGGCAGCACCCGCCUCACGGUGGCUCCCUCCACAGCACCGGGAGGAUCUUGGAUGUCUCUGCUCCAGGUGAGGGCACCUUGCUUGUGCUGUAGACGACUACUUUGAUGUUUUGAUUUGAAAUUCCAAUAAAAACAAGUGUUUUUAAA